This is a messenger RNA of Acanthosepion pharaonis, 771 nucleotides long. NCBI's taxonomy places the organism in Eukaryota, Metazoa, Mollusca, Cephalopoda, Sepiida, Sepiidae. The record is from the annotation of a GenBank genome assembly.
AUGAAAGUGUACAUUUCGAAGGCGUCCGGCUGCUCAGAAAAUGCUCGCUCUUCUCUUUUCACUCCUCGCUCUCUCUUCUCUUCUCUGGCUCUCUCUCUCCUUCUCUUCUCUGGCUCGCUCUCCCCCUCUCUUCUCUGUCUCUCUCUCUCUCUCUUUCUCUUUCUGGCUCUCUCUCUCUUCUCUUCUCUGGCUCCUUCUCCCUCUCUUCUCUUGCUCUCUCUCUCCUUCUCUUCUCUGGCUCUCUCUCUCUCUCUCUUCUCUUCUCUGACUCUCUCUCCCCCUCUCUUCUCUGACUCUCUCUCCCCGUCUCUUCUCUGGCUCUCUCUCUCUCUCUCUCUCUCCCUUCUCUUCUCUUGCUCUCUCUCUCUCCUUCUCUUCUCUGGCUCGCUGCUCGCUCUCUCCUCUUUUCACGCUCACUCGCUCUCUCUUCUCUUCUCUGGCUCUCUCUCUCUUUCUCUUCUCUGGCACUCUCUCCCCCUCUCUUCUCUGUCUCUCUCUCUCUCUCUCUCUUUCUCUUUUCUGGCUCUCUCUCUCUCCUUCUCUUCUCUGGCUCGCUCUCCCACUCUCUUCUCUGGCUCUCUCUCUUUCCUUCUCUUCUCUGGCUCUCUCUCUCUCUCUCUCUUCUCUUCUCUGACUCUCUCUCCCCCUCUCUUCUCUGACUCUCUCUCCCCGUCUCUUCUCUGGCUCUCUCUCUCUCUCUCUCUCCUUCUCUUCUCUUGCUCUCUCUCUCUCCUUCUCUUCUCUAGCUCGCUGUCUCCCUCUCUUCUCUAG